Molecule: messenger RNA, 1011 nt
Organism: Dromaius novaehollandiae (emu)
Lineage: Eukaryota; Metazoa; Chordata; Aves; Casuariiformes; Dromaiidae
Product: fibrinogen- and Ig-binding protein-like
Exons: 4
Coding region: 26-679 (217 amino acids)
Source: RefSeq, a predicted model, not a curated record
GGGAAAAAGUCGCAUUGUUGGAGAAAUGAAACACCCAAUUUUGCAGAAAGGCUCGAGGCCCCUCCCAGACUUCCUGCGGGGGAACUUUCUGCCCAGGCAAGUCUAUGUCACCCGAGGGCGAGCCUGCAAGAUGCCCGUGGCCCUCACCGGCGGGAUGGCCGCAGCGGUCUUGGCCGUAGCCCUGGCGUUCUGCCUGCCGGCCGCGGAGCAGAAGCCGUCGCAGUGCCGGGGCUGCACGGGCAACGGCACGCUGGAGGCGGCCGAGUGGGGCCGGGCCAUGGGGCAGGUGGCCGCGCUGCAGUUGGAGCUGGGCAGCGCCCAGCGGUCGCUGGAGGAGGCCCGCAGGCUCUGGGACAGCGGCAGGAUGCAGCUGGACGCCGUUCAGAGGAACGUCACGGCCCUGGAGCAGCUGCUGGGGCUCCUGCAGCGCUGGGGGUCGGAGCGGGGGGCCAGGACGGCCGCGCUGCAAGAGGAGACCAGGGUGCUCAGGGAGGAUGCGGCGCAGCUGAGGCAGCAGCUGGAGGAGGUGCAGAGGAGCAGGAACAGCCUCCAGCUGCAGGUGAGGAACCUGCAGCAGCAGCUCCAGGCCGGGAGGAAGGAGACCUCGGGCGGGAACCAGCCCCCAGCCUCGAGCCUGGGCCUCCUGGCGCUGGCGCUCGCCGGGUUGCUCUGCCCCUGAGCCCGCAGCAGCCUCGACAAGGGCCCGGCUGGUCCCCCCCCACCACCACCACGGCCCCCGACGUGGGGCGAGGAGGGACCGUCUCCGUCCGGAGCGGCAGCAGCUCAAGGCGCCCGCGCUCCCGGAGCCCCUUCCCCGCUCGGCCCUCCCGCACCGGGACAGCGCUCGCCUCCGAAUCGACCCCGGCCCUGCACGGCUAGAGCAUCCCAGGGACCCAGUUUGCUUCCAGCUGCAAACCGCUGGCCAGCUGUGCUGUGCUGGGGCCAGGCAGGGGCUUGGACGCGCCACGGUUUGGUAGUAUUUAACCUAAUAAAACCUUGUGAAAAGCCAAA